AUGCCGCCCCCCGCCUACCCGUGGGCCAACGCCGCGCCCUCCUCCCGCCUCUCCCCCGACAUGUCAGACCGCCCCCAACACCAGCGCUCAGAGUCCGAGGUCAUCGCCGCCUCUGCCCUCCGCCAGCCCUCGACCAUCCACCGCUCAAACGCCUCCACCCCUCCCUCCCAGCAUUCUCCCUCAGGCCUCCGCUCUCGCCCCUCCCCCCGCAAAGACAAGGGCACCCACGUCCUCACCAAACCCAAAUCUUCACCCAACCUCUCUGUCCCCUCCAGCGCGCGAGACUCGACCGUCCGCCAUGUCUCCCACUCGUCUGGCGCAGAGCGGAUCAUCAAGGGGACAAGCCGCUGGCUGCGUGACAAGCUGGACAUGGGCGGGGCAGAGAAGAAGGAUGAUGGUUGGUUGAUCUUGGACUUGCACUCGCCGUCCGUCGUGAGCGAAUCGACCAACAGUCGCGCUGUGCCAGCCUACGACCAGCGUGGGUAUCCCACUCGCCAAGCCUCGUUCGAGACGGCUCGUCCUGUUGCUGGACCGCCCACCCCGCAUUCCCCUACCGGCCCGCUCAUCUCCGAUCCCGAGAUCAGAAACUACCUCUCCGACUCUCACAACGGCAGACACCCCCAAGGCUCUCUCGGCUACUCGCACAAAGCCAGCCUCUCCCCACUCGCCGCCCACUUUCCCGUCGGUCUCUCGGCUUUGGACACUUCUGCCGAGUCAGACUUUUUCCCAGGCGGCCAUUCCAACCUCAGCUUUGGGAGCGGGCCGCGUCUGGCACCGAGCAUCUACGAGUCUUCUAUGCGCAGUCAUGCUUCUUUAUCAAGCUUCCAGGACAGCGAUACGGAUAGUGUCGCACAGCUGCGAGAGGAUGACCCGUUCACGAGAGUCAUGGCGCUGGGCGCAGGCAUCAACGGGGAAAAGGAGAGGAGAAAGAGGAAUGGACUGCAAUCAAUGUAUACCCUCAAGAGCUUGAGGUUAAGGCCGAAUCAAAAGAAGCGGGAGAAUAGCAAGCUGUUUGAUCUGUUGCCAUUUCACAUCGAUCCUUCCCAAUGGCACGAUAUGGAUCCAGAAGAAGACGACUCGCUACACCAUCCUGACGCUAUGGACAAGCACGAUACGGCCUACUUUACCAAACGCGGUCUUGCCAACCUCGGCUGUCUACUCUUCUUGCUCUUGGCAGUCGUCAUGAUCUUUGCCGGCUACCCUGUCCUCACCUACUAUUACCCCCCGCACCACAUGGACAAUAACGUUGGCUACAACCUCGGCGGUAUCAACGCAACAGGCCAAGUCCCGAGCAUCACCAACUUUUUCCAGCUCAUCGACCCCGAUACACCCCCAGAGGCUUACACGCAUAUGAGCGCAGAGACGGGCGAAGAGUGGGAGUUGGUGUUUUCGGACGAGUUUAAUCAGGAGGGGAGGACUUUUAAUCCUGGCGAUGAUCCGUUCUGGGAAGCUGUGGAUCUGCACUAUUGGCAGACGAAUAAUUUGGAAUGGUAUGACCCUAAGCGUUUGACGACCAAGGACGGCAAGCUGGUUAUCACUUUGGACAAGAUUGUCAGUCACGGGAUGAACUUUGAAGGUGCCAUGAUGUCAAGUUGGAACCAGUUUUGCUUUAGCGGAGGGUACAUCGAAGGCACCUCCAUCCUCUUUCUUGCUCCGAAACUCGCGCUAACCCUCUGGCCUGCUAUCUGGACUAUGGGCAAUCUCGGACGUGCCGGCUAUGGCGGGACGCUAGAUGGUACUUGGCCAUACAGCUACGACACUUGCGACGUCGGUACGCUUGCCAACCAAACCCUCAACGGCAAACCCGAAACAUCUCUCACGAACGGUGAUCCCAACAACGGCAACGAACUCUCUUACCUCCCCGGCCAGCGAUUGUCGAGCUGCACGUGCGAGAAUGAUCCGCAUCAUCCUGGGCCAAAGCAUGAGGAUGGGACGUGGGUGGGAAGGUCGGCGCCGGAGAUUGAUAUCUUUGAGGCUACUAUCGAGGACCGGAAAGGAAAAGUGUCUCAAUCGGGUCAAUGGGCGCCUUUCAGUUCACAUUACUAUUUCAAGAAUACAUCCGACAACUAUUACAAGAUUUAUGAUGAGGAUGAGACCCAGGUGAACACGUAUAUGGGGAGUGUUUAUCAGCAGGCUACUUCGGCUGUGACUGUGACGAAACAAAAUUGCUACACCAACGAAAAGGGAUGUUUCGAGUCCUAUGGAUUUGAAUACGAAGAAGGCUCAGACGGAUAUAUCACAUGGAUCAACGAUAACAAGAAGGCUUGGACCAUUCGUGGGUCUGCGAUGGGCCCUGAUGAAGAAGCCGAAGUCGGUCAGAGGAUCGUCUCGGACGAGCCAAUGUAUAUCAUUCUCAAUCUCGGUAUCUCGGAGAACUUUGGUGCUAUCCAUUAUGUGGGGUUGGAUCCGCUAUGGCCUAUCUCUAUGGAGGUCGAUUAUGUCCGAGUAUAUCAAGACCCGAAGAAGAGAAACAUCGGGUGCGAUCCUGCGGAUAGGCCUACUGCUGCAUACAUCGCGCAAUUCCCUGAAGCAUACUCUGAUCCCAAUAUCACGGUAUUUGAUAACGUCCCCGGCGCCACCUGGCCAAAGAACCGAUUGAUAGAUGAUUGUUGA
Molecule: messenger RNA, 2613 nt
Organism: Cryptococcus wingfieldii CBS 7118
Lineage: Eukaryota; Fungi; Basidiomycota; Tremellomycetes; Tremellales; Cryptococcaceae
Product: glucosidase
Exons: 19
Coding region: 1-2613 (870 amino acids)
Biological process (GO): fungal-type cell wall organization; (1->6)-beta-D-glucan biosynthetic process
Cellular component (GO): endoplasmic reticulum membrane; plasma membrane
Molecular function (GO): glucosidase activity
Source: RefSeq, a predicted model, not a curated record